UCUGUAUCUGGUUACUAGUUAGAUAUUCUGUGUCUGGAAAAGACGAAAAUCGCUGAAAAAUGAAAUUCAUUGUCGUUUUAGCUGUUCUUGUAGCUGCUGCCGUCGCAGGACCAGUGGACGAAUCAAAAAAUGCUCAAAUCCUUCGUUUUGAAAGCGACAAUAUCGGCACAGAUGGAUACAAAUUCGCCUACGAAACCAGCGAUGGCAUCGCGCGUCAAGAACAAGCUGAGCUCAGGAACAUUGGAACCGAGAACGAAGCCAUCGCCGUUAGCGGUACUGUAUCGUGGGUUGACAAAGACGGGCAAAGCUACACCUUGAACUACGUCGCAGACGAAAAUGGUUUCCGGCCAGAAGGUGCUCACUUACCGCGUGUCUGAAUUUCUAGUUUGUAUCCAAUAAAAAAAAUCUGAAAAGAUAUAAAA
Messenger RNA from Hermetia illucens (black soldier fly), 422 nucleotides. RefSeq names its product flexible cuticle protein 12-like. Lineage: Eukaryota; Metazoa; Arthropoda; Insecta; Diptera; Stratiomyidae. Gene Ontology annotation, molecular function: structural constituent of chitin-based larval cuticle. Gene Ontology annotation, cellular component: chitin-based extracellular matrix. The coding region runs from base 60 to 377 and encodes 105 amino acids. The transcript is spliced from 2 exons. The record is from RefSeq and is a predicted model, not a curated record.